AUGUCUCCCUACACAUUCCUCCUCCUCCCAAUUCUCGCUCUCCUCCCCAUCCUAGCCCUCACCACCCCUGCUGUAGCAACAACAACCUGUAACGGCCAUGCCUCCUACUGCGCCCGCCGCUACUCCAACCUCGUCCACCUCGGCGCCCACGAUAGCCCCUUCGUCGGCCCCCUGCCCCAGCAUAAUCAGAACCUCAACGUCACCGAGCAACUGGACCUAGGCGUCCGCUUCCUGCAAGGCCAAACGCACCAGGGAUUCGACGACUCGCUGCGCCUCUGCCAUACCUCAUGUCUGCUCGAGGACGCAGGAACGCUGGAAUCGUUCCUGGAUACCGUCAAGGUGUGGCUGGAUGCGCACCCGGCGGAGGUCAUCACGCUGCUUCUCACCAACGGGGAUAAUCUGCCUGUUGCGAGAUUUGACGAGGCGUUUGCGAGCGCCGGGGUGAAGGAGGUUGCGUUCGUGCCGGAGUCGGGUCCCGGGGUGUUGGCCAUGGAUGCGUGGCCGACGCUGGGGACUUUGAUUGAGAAGGGGACGCGGAUGGUUGUGUUUCUGGAUUACGGCGCCGACACCAAAGCGUAUCCUUACAUCCUCGACGAAUUUGCGUAUUUCUUCGAGACUCCCUUUGACGUGACGGACCCGUCUUUCCAGGAUUGCAGCAUCAACCGGCCCCCUGGCGCCUCGGCCGGCGGGCGCAUGUAUAUUGUCAACCAUUUCCUCGACGUCGACAUUCUGGGGGUUCUUAUCCCCGAUCGUCUGCGGGCUCCCAAGACCAAUGCCGUGUCUGGCAAUGGCAGUAUCGGUGCGCAGAGUGCAUUGUGUAACUCUCUGCACGGUCGCGUGCCUAAUGUUGUCCUCGUGGAUUUUGUUGAUCAGGGCGAGGUCAUGACAGCGCAAGACACACUCAAUGGUGUAUAG
This is a messenger RNA of Aspergillus clavatus NRRL 1, 915 nucleotides long. RefSeq lists its product as uncharacterized. The transcript has 2 exons. The record is from RefSeq and is a predicted model, not a curated record. The coding region runs from base 1 to 915 and encodes 304 amino acids. NCBI's taxonomy places the organism in Eukaryota, Fungi, Ascomycota, Eurotiomycetes, Eurotiales, Aspergillaceae. Gene Ontology annotation, biological process: lipid metabolic process. Gene Ontology annotation, molecular function: phosphoric diester hydrolase activity.